AUGGCCGCCAUUGACAACACCACACCAACCACUGCAGACGGCGCCGAGGCGCCUUCAACAACGAUCAACAACCUCGCUCCAAUCCUCUCCUCCGUCGCCGUAGUCAUCACCUCCCUCCUCAUCAUCAUAACCAUCUACUGCAUCCUCCGGCGCAAGCGACGCGACCCAAGCGGCUUCCACAUCCCCAUCGAACUCGGCCACCGCGGCAUUCCUCGACACGACACGUUUGAGUUGCGCAGUAGCGCGGAGAUCAGGGAUACGGAGCGGGAGCGCGAGAUUGUGGCCAGAGACACUAUGCGAAGUGCCAGUCGGGGCAGUCGGAGUAGGUUGGAUGAGAUGAUUCUGGAGGAGCUGGAGGCGGAGGACGCUGCAGCUGGAGGAAGGGCUGCGAGAGCUGGUGGAUAG
Cyphellophora attinorum is the source of this 405-nucleotide messenger RNA. RefSeq lists its product as uncharacterized. The transcript has a single exon. Lineage: Eukaryota; Fungi; Ascomycota; Eurotiomycetes; Chaetothyriales; Cyphellophoraceae. Bases 1 to 405 code for a protein of 134 amino acids. The record is from RefSeq and is a predicted model, not a curated record.